Drosophila rhopaloa is the source of this 1377-nucleotide messenger RNA. RefSeq lists its product as uncharacterized. The transcript has 3 exons. Lineage: Eukaryota; Metazoa; Arthropoda; Insecta; Diptera; Drosophilidae. The record is from RefSeq and is a predicted model, not a curated record. Bases 134 to 1057 code for a protein of 307 amino acids.
AAGCGCUCAGAGCCCUAGCACAAGAAAAUAAAAUAAACUCAGUGUCACAAGCCAAAAACCAACCAAGUGAACAGUCCAAAAAUCGCGAUCGCGAGUACUGAUCCCAUAAGUCAAAAAAAAAAACAAGUCUGAAAUGGCCACUACCACUGCAAUUGCCACCUCGGAGUCCUGCUCCUCGGAGCGACUGCAACAGAGUCCUGCGCCAAGGACCUGCUCUCAACAAACCGCCGCCCUCCCCAGUUUCGGCCGAGUGUCUCCCGCCAAGUGCUGGCUCCUGGGUGUCCUGCUGCUUCUCACAGUCGCCGCCAGCUGGCCAACGGGGACAUCCGCCGCCCCACGCAAAGCUCGAGGACUACACCUAAUCUUGCCGCAACACCAUCACCACCAGCACGCGCGAUCUACACCUCCGGAGCUCGCAAGGCAAAAGAAAUUGACACGUUUGAUUACGAACACAACCGAGGGAAGGCCGUUUUGCAGCAAUAUGAAUUUAGAAAAUGUACAGCGAAUCAAGGAACUCAAAUCGGCUCGCGAAGUGGCCAAUAACACUAAGAAGGCCAUCAUCUGCCUGCUCAACGAAUAUUUGGAACAAAAUGCAGACAACCGCUCUUUGGAGGGUCAAAUCAAAAAGUACAGUUAUCACGAUCUGGCACUGAAUCAUCCGCUGCAGGCUGAAGUGAAAAAGGUUCAGUUCGACAGUCACACGCAGGAGUUCUCCUACGAGGGCAAGGUGACCAAUAUCACCAAGGAGAUGCCCGUCAUCUUGGAGAGCCUGCUUAUUUUGCAGAGCCUGUUCGAUAACAUUAAAUACAAUUACCAACAAUGGCACUGCUUCUACUUCUACCUUACGGAGUUCUUUGAACACAAUAUCCACGAGGCACUGAAUGUAACUAACACGCAAGAAUCGUGCAACCCGCGGAACGCACACUACAACAACAGCACCCCCGACGUCGCGUUCCUGACCGCCGUGGAGACCAUAAAGGUGUUGACCAUCGUGGAGUACAAGUACGACCAGCUGCUCAAUCCAUCCCAAUCGGCUGGUUCCAGCCACGUUCCAUGAACAACAAGCCAAACCAAAAAGAAUCGCCUCCGAUGACCCACUGAAAUCUCAAUCACGUACUCUAAUCCUAUUUGUAUCCUAUUUGUCAACUAGACAACCACACCCGCCUUAGACCCUAUUAUUUAUUAUAACUUAUUGGUCCCUAGCACAUCCCAUCGUAUUUAUAUCGCUUUCGCAUCCUAUUUAUAUACAUAUGACCAUACUCACACAACGCAUUCACCGCCCUGUAGGCUCGAUAAUUUAUGAAAAUAUGUCUUAAGUGUAUUUUUUUGUACUAUUGUAUUACGACUAUGAAUAAAGUAUACUGAUUAUGCGCAAUA